CAAGCCCUCCAGCCCGCCGCUGCGCUAUGAGGGCUCAUCUUUCGGGCUGGCCGAGGCCGGAGCCGGCUCGCUCUGCUCACGGAGAAGUGUGAAGAUAGAGGAGCGGGCGGGAGCCCGGACUGCGCGCGGCACUCGCGGACCGGCGGAUCCCAGAUGCAUUUUCUAGGAGUAUUUUGAGGAUGAAUGUUUGCAAAUCAUUUUGAAAUUGCCAGGCAGCAUAUACAUGGGAUGCAUCGUGCUUUCAUUCUGGAGUUCAAGUCUGUGGCUUGGAUUUACCAUAGUCGCGUCUGUUUUCGAUUUGUGUGUUAACUAGAAAUUAAGGAAAGACAUGAGGAGAUUUGUUUACUGCAAGGUGGUUUUAGCCACUUCACUGAUGUGGGUUCUCGUUGAUGUCUUCUUACUCCUCUACUUCAGUGAAUGUAACAAAUGCGAUGACAAGAAAGAGAGAUCCCUGCUCCCUGCGCUGAGGGCUGUUAUUUCAAGGAACCAAGAAGGGCCAGGAGAAAUGGGAAAGGCUGUGCUGAUUCCUAAAGAUGACCAGGAGAAAAUGAAAGAGCUGUUUAAAAUCAAUCAAUUUAACCUUAUGGCCAGUGAUUUGAUUGCCCUUAACAGAAGUCUGCCGGAUGUAAGAUUAGAAGGAUGCAAGACAAAGGUCUACCCUGAUGAACUACCAAACACAAGUGUAGUCAUUGUGUUUCAUAAUGAAGCUUGGAGCACUCUCCUUAGAACUGUUUACAGUGUUAUAAACCGCUCCCCACACUAUCUACUCUCUGAGGUCAUCUUGGUAGAUGAUGCCAGUGAAAGAGAUUUUCUCAAGUUGACAUUAGAGAAUCAUGUGAAAAAUUUAGAAGUGCCAGUAAAAAUUAUUAGGAUGGAAGAGCGCUCUGGGUUAAUACGUGCCCGCCUUCGAGGAGCAGCAGCUUCAAAAGGGCAGGUCAUAACUUUUCUUGAUGCACACUGUGAAUGCACUUUAGGAUGGCUGGAGCCCUUGCUGGCGAGAAUAAAGGAAGACAGGAAAACAGUUGUAUGCCCCAUCAUCGAUGUGAUUAGUGAUGAUACCUUUGAAUAUAUGGCUGGGUCAGAUAUGACUUAUGGAGGUUUUAACUGGAAACUGAAUUUCCGCUGGUAUCCUGUUCCCCAAAGAGAAAUGGAUAGGAGGAAAGGAGACAGAACAUUAUCCGUCAGGACCCCUACUAUGGCUGGUGGCCUAUUUUCUAUUGACAGAAACUACUUUGAAGAGAUAGGAACUUACGAUGCAGGAAUGGAUAUCUGGGGUGGAGAGAAUCUUGAAAUGUCUUUUAGGAUUUGGCAGUGUGGAGGAUCCUUGGAGAUCGUGACCUGCUCACAUGUUGGGCACGUUUUUCGGAAGGCAACUCCAUACACUUUCCCUGGUGGCACUGGCCAUGUUAUCAAUAAGAACAACAGGAGACUGGCAGAAGUUUGGAUGGAUGAAUUUAAAGAUUUCUUCUAUAUUAUAUCCCCAGGUGUUGUCAAAGUGGAUUAUGGAGAUGUGUCAGUCAGAAAAGCACUAAGAGAAAAUCUGAAGUGUAAGCCCUUUUCUUGGUACCUAGAGAACAUCUAUCCGGACUCACAGAUUCCAAGACGUUAUUACUCACUCGGUGAGAUAAGAAAUGUUGAAACCAAUCAAUGUUUAGACAACAUGGGCCGCAAGGAAAAUGAAAAAGUGGGUAUAUUCAACUGUCAUGGUAUGGGAGGAAAUCAGGUAUUUUCUUAUACUGCCGACAAAGAAAUCCGAACCGAUGACUUCUGCUUGGAUGUUUCUAGACUCAGUGGACCUGUAAUCAUGUUAAAAUGCCACCAUAUGAGAGGAAAUCAAUUAUGGGAAUAUGAUGCUGAGAGACUUACCUUGAGACAUGUUAACAGUAACCAAUGUCUUGAUGAACCUUCAGAAGAAGACAAAAUGGUGCCUACCAUGCAGGACUGUAGUGGAAGUAGAUCCCAACAAUGGCUGCUAAGGAACAUGACCUUGGGGACAUGAAGCCCGAAGACAUUUUCCCCCAAGCCAUGAAAGUGUCUACACUUUUGUUUUGCAUUAUUUCAAUUAGGGGAAAAGAUUAACUUUGCUUAAUUGAAAGUUUUAAAAUCCUUUUAGUAUUCUAAGACACGGUUGUUUAUAAUUCAUUUUUAGGAAUGUUUGCUUAUUUCCCUACUGAAA
Messenger RNA from Trichechus manatus latirostris (Florida manatee), 2176 nucleotides. RefSeq names its product polypeptide N-acetylgalactosaminyltransferase 13 (gene GALNT13). The record is from RefSeq and is a predicted model, not a curated record. The coding region runs from base 329 to 1999 and encodes 556 amino acids. Gene Ontology annotation, biological process: protein O-linked glycosylation. The transcript is spliced from 13 exons. Gene Ontology annotation, molecular function: polypeptide N-acetylgalactosaminyltransferase activity. Lineage: Eukaryota; Metazoa; Chordata; Mammalia; Sirenia; Trichechidae. Gene Ontology annotation, cellular component: Golgi apparatus.